Molecule: messenger RNA, 7632 nt
Organism: Coregonus sp. 'balchen'
Lineage: Eukaryota; Metazoa; Chordata; Actinopteri; Salmoniformes; Salmonidae
Source: the annotation of a GenBank genome assembly
CUGCCCUUACCUCCCCUCCUCUCUUUCUCCGCGGCCCCUCUCUCGCUCACUCAUUCUCUUCGCCUCGCCCUAUUUCAUUCCGAACUGAACCACACACACCAAACAGGUCAGCAACUUCUUCAUAUCAUUGUUAUGAUUCGUAACGUGACCAUGACUGAGUGUAUAGUAAAGCAAAAUGAGUACAAAUUAAUUAAUUUGUGUCCGUUGUAGAUAUUGAAUUACAGCAUUGUAAAAUAAAUUGAAUUGCUUACGCUCAAAUGAUGGCCUUGAAUGUUGCUCUGGGGUGUCUGCAUUUGCUGCCGUUCGUGUUUGUGUUUUUGUGUAUUUCAAUUUCAUACUGAUCACACUGUUGUAUAUUUCAAUGGGUAUUGUAAUUGAAUAAGUUGAUUUGGAUUGAAUAUUGCGAGGUACUUUAAGUAUUCAAGACUGAAUCAUAGAGGACUGUUUUGCAUCUGUAAUUUUAGUAUUUAUGGUUCAGAGCUUCUUCUCGCUAAACUGUCAAUUUGUAUAUCAUGCGAGGGUAACGGUAAUGCUGUGCAAAUAUUCUUGAUGGAGCCUUUUCAUUGUCUUAUUUUUAGUUGGCAUACUAGUUGCUUAGACUUCUUUGUAAGAUAGCUAUGUGUAGGAUAAUUACUACUGUUGUCCAUCUUUCAGUCUACAGUAAAUAUAGACAUAGUUCUUUAAGAUGUGUAAAAGUGACUAACACAACUCUGACUUAAUGAUAAUAACUUAAGUACAUACAAGUGGAGGCUCCUCAGAGAAUUUCAUAGAAAUAGUGAAACAUUAAACAAAGCUGUCAUUUUUAGAUUAAACUAUACUAAAUAUAUUCACAUCACCAAAUAAUUGAUUAAAACACACUGUUUAGCUAUGAAGGUCUACAGUAGCCUCAACAGCACUCUGUAGGGUAGCACCCUAGUGUAGCCGGAGGACAGCUAGUUUCCUCCUCCUCUGAAUACAUUGACUUCAAUACAAAACCUAGGAGGCUGAUGGUUCUCACCCCCUUCCAUAGACUUACACAGUAAUUAUGGCAACUUCCGGAGGAUGUCCUCCAACCUAUCAGAGCUCUUGCAGCAUGAACUGACAUUUUGUCCACCCAAUCAAAGGAUCAGAGAGUUAAUUUAGUACUGAAAGCAUAAGCUACAGCUAGCUUGCACUGCAGUGCAUAACAUGUGGUGAGUAGUUGACACAAAGAGAGAGAAAGACAAUAUUUAAACAGUUUUUAACAAAAAAAAUCUUCAAAAAUGAAGAAAGAGCGAGAGGGAGAGAGAGAGCUAGCUAUAUUUCGUAGUAUUUUUUUCACUUACUUAGCUAGCUUAGCUAGCUAGAUAGUUUAGCCUACUCAAACACCUGGCUCAAACAGAGAGGGGUGCUAGGUUAGCUAGCUGGCUAUAGCUAUCCAACACUGGAACUCUUCCAAGUAAAGGUAAGCUUUUGGUUUUAUUAAUUUAUUGCCACUGGGGCCCGCCGGUGUAACUGCUAAACUGAUUGCUGACUGUACACUGGACUGCAUGAUUGUAGCAGGUUUACUAAUGCGUUAGUUGUAUUAGCUAUGUUGACUAUGAUGUUAGAUAAUAUAGUGACGGCUGUGUGUAGCAGUUAGUGGUUAUGUUAUGAAGGGUUGGCUUGGAACAUUUUUUUUCCGCCUGGUCAAAGACAGCUAAAGUGUUGUGCACUGAAGUCAGCUAGCGAAGGGAAAAGUUGAGAGAGGAGGAGCACACGUAGAUGCGAGAAGGAAUUACAAUGAGCAAAGUGAUCAUGCUGUUUGUAUGUGGCUGCUAUGAAAGUGAGCUGUGUUUGGCGUGUGAUCGGUUGUAUUCAUUCGGCCGAUUCUGUUGAAAAAUGUUUCUUAAAUGGAAGCAAACAGAACGAAACGGGGAUAAACAUACCCAUAUUUGUCCAAUAGAAACUCUUGUUUUCAACUGUUGGACUAAUGAUUACACCCUAGAUCAGCUAGAUGCAGGCAAGACUGUGCAAGGUGGUAUUGAAUGUGUCACUAUCUGUCACCUUGAUUACAGAACAUUCUCUCAACCUGUGCACCUACGUUGUAAACUUUUAUUCAUAGGCUAGGUUGUAGCAACAUCAUGAUGGGUAUAGGGAAAAUAUGAGUAGCAUUUAGUAGCCUAAACCUAUCGAUGUUACAUUGAGCUGGGUGAAUGAAAUUUGAAUGACAGUCAUCCAAUAUGCUGUAAUAGAAAUAAUAUGCAAUUUAUUUAUUUUUUAACGUAUGGGUGGUCCCGGGGAUCGAACCCACUACCCUGGCGUUACAAGCGCCAUGCUCUACCAAUUGAGCUACAGAGGACCACGCUCAUAAAACAUUUCUGCGUCCUUCCUCAUCUUAAAUGGCACCGACCGCCACUGAUGCACACAAUAUUUGCUAUGAAAGGUGAAAAAGUGUCAAUUUAGCACUCAUUGACGUGCUGGUGCUGGUUCAGACUUGAUAUCCAACCAUGCAGUUGGAAAUGAUUCUGUGCCGCAUUAAAUUGUCCAUCAUAUAGCCGUCAAGAUUAAAAUGAUAUUUGCCAUGUUGUAUUUGAUCAGACUCUAAAUUGAGUUUGUACUAACAUUGUGAUGGAUUAAAGUCAGUAGAUGUUCUUAAAACUCAUUGUUGUUUUUUUCUUCGUUUUUUUCUAGAAUAAGCUGCUUUCUCCCUGCUGGCUUCUCCUCCAUAUCUCUGUUUCCCAACAUCUACCCGGAAGCUUCCUCUCUUUUUGAUAUUUUUGUCUAAUCUAUUCUAUCUUUUAACUAAUUUUUCAUUAUGACCCGCUCAUCAUUGCAUACUUCUUCCAAACCACCUUUUACAUCAAGCUUUCGAUGUCUGGUGUUAAUACCUAACAAUUAAUGAUUUGUGCCGACACAUAAAAAAACACAAAUAUAUAUAUAUAUAUGUUUUCUGCACUGAUAAGCCUUAACAUGCCUUAUUAUUUUUGAUGGUGGGUUUGGUAUGUUUGGUUUAUGAACUGAGUCAUCAGUGCUGCUAAUUCCCAUUUCCCUUAUUUUCCUGUCCUCCCACAUCUUCCUGUUUCCCUCCCUCCAUCCCUCUUGCCUCACCAAUCCCUGUCCACCAUCCUUUCUAUCGCGCCACUGCCACCUCACCAUACAAACCCAUUCCCUGUCUCCUACACUCUCUACCUGUCUUUAUCCAUUAUUCAUCUAAUUUUUUUUCUCAAUCGUAAACAUCUGCAAAGCUAUGUGGUCCACCUUCUUUCUGCACGAAGAGGAUGGCAGGCCAAUUCCACCAGGGGCGGGAGUAGGACCAGGAGCAGGACCCCUGGGACUGACAGGUGUCAUGGGUGGCAGAGGGGCUGGGGCUGGUGCUAUGGGAGUUAAGCGCCGGGCAAAAGCGUCAACAUCAGGAGGCAUGAGCGAGGUCCAGGAGGGCAAGAUCAAGCUGGCGUUCUUCGUGGCCAUCGUGGGUGUGGUGUUGACUGUCUUGGGCUUGGGCACAGAGUAUUGGGUGGAGCUGUCCCCGCCAAAGACCUUCUACAACAACCAGACGUGUCUGGCAGCCCACUACGGGCUGUGGAAAGGAUGCACCCGGACUCUGUGGGUGGCUGACAUAAGCCCUGAGCGAGAGAGCUGUGGGCCGGCUGAACUGCCCGGAGGUGAGUGCUCUGGGGGUGACUGCUCUGGGGCUGCAUGAAUAGGCCUACAUUAUUUUGUGUAAACCAAACGGCAUCCACUCAAACUCAUACAAUCCAAUCUGUACAAAACCACCUAUCAGAAAUCACAUAGACCCAUUUUUUGCAUACCAGCAAAUUGUGUAAACCAAACAGCAUUCACACAAACUCAUACAUUCAAAACUAUACAAAAUACUCUCUUGAGAAAUCCUAUGGACCCUUCUAUGACAGAUUUUAAAGGGGAAGUUUAGCCACAUUUCAGGAUCCCAAAUCUCAAGGCCAGAAGUGACAAUUAUGAUUACUUAGCUAUAGCCCCCACCGUUAGAUACGGCUAGAUAUCUUUGUGUCCAGAAUCCAAUCACUGGAUGCAGGUGUAGACUGUCUAUCAGGUGUAGACUGGGUCACAGAUGGACUGCAAUAUACAUUUACAUUCUGUAGGGAUAGAUGCUUUCCUUAAACUCACACACCGAUUACUCCCAAAUACUGUACUAAAAUGGCUUACUAGAGAGGGCAGUGCUGCAGUAUAUUUUUAUGGUAGUCUAUAUGUUGGAUAAUCUACAUUUAUCAGACUACAAGAUGCCAUAACACUAAUUGCAUAGAAGAGAUAACCUUGGCAUUGUCAUCGAUGUGCAUGAAUGCAUAAUAAUUAGUGUGCAGCAAGCCGUAUGAAUCUCAAUAAAAUUAUGGUGAUGUGCAAGUUGAUAAGGUCUCCCUCCAUCUGUUUUAAAUAAGUUCCUUGUCUCCCCCCAUCUCCUCAAGAAUCUAACUGCACCUACUUCAAGUUCUACACCACUGGAGAGAAUGCCGUCAUCUUCCAGAAGACAACAGAAAAGAGUGAGUCAGCUUGUCCCAUGCCCUCUUUCAACCCAUGUCUCACCUUGCCCACCCACACGCUUUCUUUCUUCCUCGAGUCUGUCAUCUAUAUUUCACUGGGUCAGCCAUUGACUGCAGAGAGUGUCUAAAAUGUAUUCCUCCUACUCCUUUUCCAUUAUAGCAUUGAAGUCAGUAAGACAGUGUUUCUUCAUGGGUCCAUGUGGACAAACUGAAAUCCAGUUUUUUUCUUGAGCUGUAAACCAGAGGUGUCAUGUACCACAUUUAAGAUGGCCAGAUUCUAUAUCUUUGGAUUCGUUAUGCGCAAAAUAAACUAUAUUCUGUAUUUUUAGUUAGUUUCAAUGGGCAUGAUGCCCUACAUGUCAGGAGUGCGACAUUUAACAUUUCUAUUAUCCUCUAGGCAUGUCAGUAACCCCUAGGGCAGCAUUUCCCAAACUCGGUCCUGGGGACCCCAAGGGGUGCACAUUUUGUUUUUUGUCCUAGCACAACACAGCUGAUUCAAAUAAUCAACUCAUCAUCAAGCUUUGAUUAUUUGAAUCAGCUGUGUAUUGCUAGGGCAAAAACCAAAACGUGCACUACUUGGGGUCCCUAGGACCGAGUUUGGGAAAAGCUGCCCUAGAGUAUGUCAGUGAGGGGAUGUACCAGUAUCUGUUAGAAUUAUAAAUGGAUGCCAGGACCUUACCUUUUUGUAGAUUGGCCAUUUUGAAGAUGGUUUCACUUAUGUGGUUACUUUACUUACCUUAGUUGAAUGCACUCGUUGCAAGUCACUCUGGAUAAGAGGGUCUGCUAAAUUACUCAAAUGUAAAUGUACCUGGUGCCAGUGUACUAUGAAUAAUGGAAUGUACCUGUAUCAAGACAAUAACCGUUUCUCUCUUCCCAGGUCUGAAUGUGGCGGCAGCCAUGAUGGCCCUCUUCAGUCUCUUCCUGAUGGUAAUGGGGGCCAUAUGCAUCACCACGGCCCUCAGCAAAGGAGAAUCGUUCUUCCUCAAGCCUGCAUCGGUUUGCUUCAUUCUGUCAGGUGAGUGAGUAGACAUAUGACAGCCAAGGUGACAUACUGUACAUGUAUAACUACAAUGAUAAAAUGUUACUAUUUUGACAUGUCUAAUGAGACCAUGGGAAGAUCUCAAAUGCGUACUCCUCACGUCCUCUCUCCUCGUCUCCUCCUCAAAACCCAUUGGAGGAGAAGGUCAGAGGGGAGAGACCUCUGGCUUUGUCAUCCAAUGGGUUUUGAGAAGGAGAAGAGAGGAGAAAGUUGCGGAGAGUCAGGAGUCAGUUAGGAGUCAACCUGUGCAUGCAGCAAAAAAAAAGCUACCGGUACUCAACACUUUCAAAAACAUAUAGCCGUUAUUCAAGUGUAUCAAGGGAGGGCUCACUAAUUAGAUAUACAGGGCAUUAGUCAUGGCAUCUGUCCAGUCCUGAUAUACUCUGAGGCUCUGGGAAGUAGAUGAGGAAAAGGUCACAGUUAUCGAUACCAUCUCCACCAUCCCACCAGUAAGAUGUAUUUACUAACUCCACACACACCAAGCCCCUGAUAUCGCUCUUUUUUGUUCUUUCUCUCUCUCUUUCUCUAUCACUCUUUCCUCCUCUCUCUUAGGCCUCCUGAUGCUCCUAUCUCUUAUUCUUUUCAACCAAUCGGUCCUCUCCUUCCUAGCCAGUGACCACUCGGUGCCGUUGCAUCACGAGUUGUCUUGGUCAGUAUCCUGUGUUGGGUGUGCAGGGGCCAUUCUUAUUUUGGGCGGAAUCCUCUUUCUCUUGCUUGCACUACCAUUCAGCCCCUGGCGAAAGUGUUUUCCCCCAAAAAAUGAAAGUGACAGCUAGUGGCGAGGAGGAGGUAUUGCACUUUAUCUGUAUCGUCUUAUAACUGUUGAGAAAUGGACAGUAUCCUGCAAUUUUACAUUGAAUCAUUUGAAGUUGUGUAGAGAGGGGUUCAAGUUGUUCAUCGUCUUGAAUGUUUUUUCUCUCCUUAUUUUGCAUAAAUCCGUAGGUCAUUGAAGGGACACUAUACUGCUCUUGACUUAUGAAAGGUGAAGAAUUAACUCAAUGCCUAAUUCUUGGGAGAAUCAAAGGUGUUAGUUGACAGCAAAUGUUUUCUCACAUUGCAUGUGUAAAAUGUUAUAUGCCGGUAUGUUCAAACGUCUCUCCAAGUGUGAAAUUCAAUUGAAUUCAAAAUAAUUUUAAAUGAAUUUAACAAAAACAACAGUUUGCAGUUGUGUAUUGAAUUGGUGAACAUUACUUCUUAAUUAUUUUUGCCCAAACUUUGAUGAUAUUGUGAUCGACAGUCUUAUUAGAGAGUAUAAUCCUAAGGAUAGUAAUUGGGAUUCAGAUGUAUUACAUAGAACAAAGGUACAGUACAAAACGUAUAGAGUUUCUAGUAAAUAAAUACAUGCACAACCCCAUGGUAUUGCAAUGUUUUUACAACUGCCUUUAAUAUACAGAUGUAUAUAUAUCAAAGAGACAAUAGCCUCUAAAAUCCAAAUGUUUUCAGACCUCAAAGGUAAUAUCAAGAUUAGUCUACGUCCCAGGCCAUCAUGUUUUGUAGAUUCAGUUAUAUGCCACAACAUAAAAGUAAUGAACCAUGUAAAUUCCAGAUCUGCGGUGCUUAUGUUAUUCAUGAAUUUGUGUAGCAUCCCUACCGAUGGCGUGGGAUGUGUGGACUCAUAUUAAAUAUUAGACUACUUUCGAGGUCUGAAAACAUCUGACAAAUUUUGAUUUUGCAGUCUAAUGUCCCUUAACAUUUUAGAUACACCAUCUGCUCUUGGUGUGUGGGUGACUAUAUUAUAGAAAUAGCAAUAAAUUAUUAAAGCGGCACUGCCUAAAAACAUCUCUGCCUGAAAGGACAGGCAAUUUCAUCGUAAACCUUAUUAAAGAGGUAAAGUGCUACAAUGUUGCAGCAUUUAGCUACUAACCAGGUAUAUAAGGUUGCAUUGUAAAUACACUAUUCAAAGUCAUAUGAGCCUUCAGUGUUGUAAAUGAAUAACGUAAAAACAUUUCAUGUGUUGAGUGUAACCCAAAUGUCACACGUUUAUACUGUAAGAUUUUUCUUUCAAGAGAGAUACUUGUCAGAGGUAUUCUGUGCAUAUCGGUAUUUCAAUGGGUAUUGGAAGGUGAAUUGUGUCUGUGGUUUUCAUUGGAAAUAAUUGUGUAUGUAAGACUUGAUUUAAUUAUUAAAUGUGAAGACAACAUA